AUGUUGCCCUGGCUUCUUGUCUCCUCUACCUUGGUUCUUCUGGCAUGGGGUGUUUCCUCCUGGGAAAACCCACAAAUCAAACAGGUGUCAGAAGGGCUGCAGCGGCUGUCGGGCAGCUUCUCCCAGCUGGCUGAGAAGGGCAGAAUGGGCCGUGAUGAUGUCUUCAUCAUGGUCUCCCGUGAGGAAUGGGGGGCAGAAGCAGCUGGCUGCAGCUCUAAGCUGAGGAGGCCCGUGGAUGUCCUUGUCAUACACCAUGUCCCUGGGCUAGAAUGCCACAACCAGACUGUCUGUGUUCAGCAGCUUCGGGAACUACAGGCCCAUCAUAUCCGCAACCGCUGGUGUGAUGUGGCCUACAAUUUCCUGGUUGGGGAUGAUGGCAGAGUAUAUGAAGGUGUUGGCUGGAAUGUCCAAGGCUCACACGGCCAGGGCUACAACAACAUCUCCUUAGGCGUUGCCUUCUUCGGCACCCAGGACGGACGCAGUCCCAGCCCUGUAGCUCUGUCAGCCAUGAAGGGCCUGAUUUCCCAUGCUGUGAAGAAGGGCUACUUGUCAUCCAAGUACAUUCAGCCACUUCUUGUGAAAACUGAAGACUGCCUGGCUCCUGCACAGAUGCGGGGACAGAAGACAGCUUGCCCCCACAUUGUUCCACGGUCUGCAUGGGGGGCAAGAGAGUCCCACUGCCCCAAGAUGGCUCUCCCUGCGAAGUACGCCAUCAUCCUUCACACUGCUGGGAGAACGUGCAGUCAGCCUGCUGAGUGCCGCCUGCUGGUCCGAGACCUCCAGUCCUUCUUCAUGGACAGACGAAACACGUGUGACAUUGGAUACAACUUCCUCGUGGGCCAGGAUGGUGGUGUUUAUGAAGGGGUGGGCUGGAACAGUCAAGGCGCCUGUACUGAUGGGUAUGACGACAUUGCUUUGAGCAUCACCUUCAUGGGCAUCUUCACAGGUUCCCCACCCAAUGCAGCUGCCUUGGAGGCAGCCCAGGACUUGAUCCAGUGUGCCAUGGUCAAGGGGUACCUAACCCCCAACUACUUGCUAAUGGGUCACAGCGAUGUAUCCAACACUCUGUCCCCUGGGCAGGCACUGUACAACAUCAUCAAGAUGUGGCCUCACUUCAAGCACUGA
Molecule: messenger RNA, 1125 nt
Organism: Psammomys obesus (fat sand rat)
Lineage: Eukaryota; Metazoa; Chordata; Mammalia; Rodentia; Muridae
Gene: Pglyrp4
Product: peptidoglycan recognition protein 4
Exons: 8
Coding region: 1-1125 (374 amino acids)
Biological process (GO): peptidoglycan catabolic process
Molecular function (GO): zinc ion binding; N-acetylmuramoyl-L-alanine amidase activity
Source: RefSeq, a predicted model, not a curated record